Molecule: messenger RNA, 600 nt
Organism: Oryctolagus cuniculus (rabbit)
Lineage: Eukaryota; Metazoa; Chordata; Mammalia; Lagomorpha; Leporidae
Gene: CNTF
Product: ciliary neurotrophic factor
Biological process (GO): astrocyte activation; positive regulation of tyrosine phosphorylation of STAT protein; ciliary neurotrophic factor-mediated signaling pathway
Cellular component (GO): axon
Molecular function (GO): cytokine activity; growth factor activity; ciliary neurotrophic factor receptor binding
Source: RefSeq, marked provisional
AUGGCUUUCAUGGAGCAUUCAGCACUGACCCCUCACCGCCGGGAGCUCUGUAGCCGUACCAUCUGGCUAGCGAGGAAGAUUCGUUCAGACCUGACCGCUCUUACGGAAUCUUACGUGAAGCAUCAGGGCCUGAACAAGAACAUCAACCUGGACUCUGUGGAUGGAGUACCAAUGGCAAGCACUGAUCAGUGGAGUGAGCUGACUGAGGCAGAGCGACUCCAAGAGAACCUCCAAGCUUAUCGGACCUUCCAUAUUAUGUUGGCCAGGCUUUUAGAAGACCAGCAGGUGCAUUUUACCCCAGCUGAAGGUGACUUCCAUCAAGCUAUACAUACCCUUUUACUCCAAGUUGCUGCCUUCGCUUACCAGAUAGAGGAGUUAAUGGUGCUGUUGGAAUGUAAUAUCCCUCCCAAAGAUGCUGAUGGGACACCUGUCAUUGGAGGUGAUGGUCUCUUUGAGAAGAAGCUGUGGGGCCUGAAGGUGCUACAAGAGCUUUCACACUGGACAGUGAGAUCCAUUCAUGACCUUCGUGUCAUUUCUUGUCAUCAAACUGGAAUCCCAGCACAUGGGAGCCAUUAUAUUGCUAACGACAAGGAAAUGUAG